ACAAUAAAUAUGUAAAAUUUAAAUGGUAAACAUAAUCAUUCAUUAAAUAUAUAUUUGUAAAAUAAAAUUAUGGUUAUAAAAUAUUUGAAAUUUUUUUGGAGAUAGAACGACAACUCUGCAUUUGUUUACGAAAACAAAGAAAUGAGCAAAAAGCUAAAAAUGAACCUUCAACAGUCCUCUCCAAAUAGACAAAAUAAAAAAAGAUAUAUAUGUAGAUAUGUAGAAAUGUGUGUGUGUAUAUACAAAAGAAAUGGUAAUAAACGAAGAAGGAAAUUGAAAAAUAAAACUAAAUAAAAGAACUACAUACAUAUAAACAUGUUGUACGUACAUUGGGGUGUCGCCGAAACAAGAUAGAGAAUCGAGGAACUAAAAGAACAAAAAGAAAAAAAAAACUAAAAAAGAAAUACGAUUUCAGAUCACAAAUUUUCACACUCCUUGUCUGCUUUAAAUUAAAUGCACUCUUACAAUUUAAGGGGCUUUUUAUUAUUUUAAAAUUAAAUAAAAACAACAAAAAAAAUAUAAAGUUUUAAAUAAUUAUAAGGAGGAAAAAAAUAAAACAAAAAGUUAUUGCUAAUAAUAAAAAAUAAUAAAAUUGUAUGUACGUUAAAAUGAUUGUGUUUGUGUUGUAAAUGUGACGACGAGUGUUUGUUUGAAAAUUUUUAAAAAUAAAAGAAUAAAUUAUGGAAUUAUAUUUAAUUAACAACACGAAGAAAUAAAUUCUAAAUUACGUUGAUAACUUAAGUGAGAUUAACUAUUAUAAAAUAAGAGUUAAACUGCAACGAUAUCAACAGAAGAAGCAAUUGCUAUAAUAGAAAACAAGGAAAAGAACAAGUAGUAGAAGAAGGAAAACACUACAAAUAUUAUUAAGCAGACCUUAAUCAACAAAGAAAGCUCAGUUAAAAACACACACACACUCAUAGAACAAAAGUCCAAGAACAAAAUGGAUGAAAACGAACAAGAGUUAAAAAGUCCCAUGAAACGAGUUGGAUCCACCCGUAAGGUGUUUCUAUUCAAUAAUAUACGACAACAAUUAAACGAACAUUUAAGGUGCUUAGAUGCCCGUGUCGAAUCACAAGUCUCCCUCAUACAGGAGCUGCAAGAUCUCUUUCGUCGAAGGGGUGAAUUAGAACUAGAAUAUAGUAAGAAUUUGGAUAAACUAGUGCGUAGCCUACAGGCCAGACACAAGGAACAAAAACAGAAACGUGAACAGUGGCAUAUAUUCUCGGCAUUUGCCUGUUGGUCGCAUCUACUUGAACAGACGCAGUCAUUAAGCAAAGAUCAUGCCACCCUAUCAGAAUUAUAUUCCGUAAAUAUUGUUUCAUCACUACAGACAACCAUUGAAGAUGUGCAGAGGAUAUAUAAGAAAUGUCGAUCCAUUGGCUAUGACAUACAUGAAGAGAUAUUACGAGUACUGGAAGAGUUAUAUGCCACCAUGAAAACUUAUCAGAAAUAUGAAGCAGAAUGGAAAGCAGCCGAAGUAAAACUUAUGACUGCUGAAUCCCAACAACAAAAAUUAGAACACUCUAUACAGAAAGAAAAACUACGUAGUAGUAAGAAAUACCGUAUGAUCGAAAAAGAGGUGCUGAAGCGUCGCACCAAAUACUCGGAUGCACGCAUGAAGGCACUUAAGGCUAAAAAUGAGUAUCAACUGUGUUUGGAAUCGUCCAAUACAACCAUACAUAAGUAUUUUAUUGAUGAUUUAAGUGAUUUAAUUGACUGCAUGGAUUUGGGCUUCAGUUCUAUGAUCUCCAGAUGCCUGGUAAUGCAUGUUACGGCUGAUCAAGGCAGAGCUAGGGCCAUACUAAGUCAAGCAGACAAUCUAGCUCAUGUCAUUCACCUCAUUGAUAGUCAACAGGAUAAACAAAAGUUUAUGGAACAGUAUCAUGCCGCUUUUAUGAUACCCAAACGUUUUGAAUUUCAAGGUCAGUUUAGUAAUGAUCUGCUCGAACAAAGCGUCCAAAAGGAGCUUUAUGUGGACAUGGAACAUCGUUUGCAGUUAAUAGGGCAGCGGUUAAAUUCAUUGCGCACCGAAUCGGAGGAGAUCUGGAAGACACUAGAGAUGGCUGAAGUUAAGUUGUUAGAACAUUUCAACAGCAAGGACUGUGAUGUAAGCCCCGCUUUUACGGAGCAUAAUAAAAGCCUUUUGCAAAAGGGCGGUGCCACAAUGGCGUUUAAUCCCAAACUCAAGGCUGAAAAAGAAGAAGUCGAAGACUUUUAUAUUAAUAAGAUACGAGAAUAUAUACGAGGCACAUCGCGCAUAGCGCGCCUCGACGCAAAAGCCAAGUAUUUAAGAGAAAUGCUGUUGACGGACAAUAAUAAGGCGUUCACCACCGAAAUACUAGAACAUCCCAUAAACAGCAAACGCAAACGAAUAGGUCGAAAGAAUCAGUCAGGAAGACCGAAAUUAUUCGGUGGUUCCUUGGAGGAAUACCUCGAAUGUACUGGUGAAGACAUACCAUUGAUCAUUCGCAGUUGUAUACGUGUCAUAAACCUAUAUGGGUUGCAUCAUCAAGGCAUCUUUCGAGUGUCCGGAUCGCAAGUAGAAAUAGCCAACUUCAAAGAGUCCUUCGAAAGAGGAGAAGACCCUUUGGCCGAUACCACCGACGCAUCUGACAUAAAUUCCGUUGCCGGAGUUUUAAAAUUAUAUUUAAGGGAAUUGAGAGUUCCCCUGUUUCCCAAAUUCUACUUUGAGAGUUUCAUUUCGAUAGCUGAGAUGCAAACCAAAGGCGAUAUGGUCAAAGGCAUACGACAAUUUCUACAAAAUCUUCCCAAUUCAGUGGUCAUAGUCAUACGCUAUAUCUUUGCUUUUCUCAAUCAUCUGUCCGAGUAUGCCGAUGAGAACAUGAUGGACGCCUAUAAUCUAGCCAUAUGCUUUGGUCCCACACUUAUGCCAGCUCCCGAGGAUAAAGAUCAAGUUCAGUAUCAGAACCAAGUAAAUGAACUCAUAAAGAAUAUGAUUAUCUACCACGAAGAACUGUUCUCCAAGGAACUGGGUGGUCUGGAAUACGAAAAGUAUAUAUCGCCUCACACACUCGAUAUGGAUGUUGGUGAUUCGCCGUCAGAGGUCCUUACAGAAGAUCCCGAAUCGGAUGCUUAUCCAUCAGAAGAUGAGUCCGAGGUGCUGGAAGCCAUGGCACAGUUUGAUUUCAAUGCUCGUUCCAGUCGUGAGCUGUCGCUGACCAAGGGUGAUUGUAUAAUUUUAAGAAAACAAGUAUCAAACGAUUGGUGGCAGGGUUCGGUUAAUGGUAGAGAGGGUUUAGUACCCGACAAAUACAUAUCGCUUAAGCUCAAAGAUGAAGUACGUCUACCCGCACAAAAUUCCCAAUCUAUGGAACAUUUGUACUUAGAGAAUUCUUGCUCUUCAUCAACUUCAAUGUUAGUAGACAAUAAAGAUAUCGCAAAGUAUGUUGUUAAUGAUGUUUAUUUUAACAAUACCAAUAAUUCCGCCACUUCACAUGCCAAUGUCGUUGCCAAUGCCAAUGCCGCAUCCUGUUCUUCCAUCUCCCACACAAAUAAUAUGACAUCAAAUGCAUCAACAUCUAAAUCAACAGGUGGUGGUAGUAGUUGUAGUAGUAGUCUUGCCGGCAGUGUUGGUGGCGGUGGCAAUGGCAGCGUCUCUGGCGGUUAUGGUGGUGGUGGUAAUAAUGGUAUAGGUUCUGCAACAACAACAGCAACACAUCAUGCUAUUGGUGGUGGUGGUGUUAGUAUUGUUGGUGUUUGUGGUAAUAAUACUUCUACAGGUGGUGAUUCUUCCUCUACUUCUUGCGUAGACGGUGCUUACUCUAUUCUAACAAAUGAUGGCCCUUUACAUCGUACGUCCUCUACAACUCCCCCUCCUCCCCCACUUCUGCACCAUUCUGCUGCAACAGCAGCAUCAGCUACUGCACAACAUAUCUCAUCGACUUCAUCAGCAUCAAUAAAUGCUCUAGCAGCAGCUACUAAUCACUCAUUAAUUAAAUUUAUCAAGAACAAAAACAAACAAUACCACGAUGAGCCGCAUUCCUUUGAGAAUGCUAUUGAAUUUCAAAAUGCCUACGAUGAACAGAUAGAAAAAUUUGAGACGACCGUAUAGAAGUGGAGGAAUCUAAAUGCACAAAGAUCACAAAACGCACACAUAAAAAACUAUAAACGUAAAAAAAGUAUCGAAAAGUAAGCAAUUGAACUAUAAACACACUCUUAAUAACAUAAUAAUAUUAACGGAAGUAAAUUAAAGAAUUCAUUAACAAGUGCUAUACUUACUAUUUACAUAUACAAUACUUAAUAACUACUCUAAACAUAAAUACUCGUA
Molecule: messenger RNA, 4288 nt
Organism: Lucilia cuprina (Australian sheep blowfly)
Lineage: Eukaryota; Metazoa; Arthropoda; Insecta; Diptera; Calliphoridae
Product: SLIT-ROBO Rho GTPase-activating protein 1-like
Exons: 2
Coding region: 941-4072 (1043 amino acids)
Biological process (GO): signal transduction; negative regulation of cell migration
Cellular component (GO): cytoplasm
Molecular function (GO): protein binding
Source: RefSeq, a predicted model, not a curated record